CCAUAUAGGAAGCUUGAAACCUCGUAGUUUGUAGGCACAGGGGCAGGGGAAGCAAUGGCUUUACAAAUGAGCUGUCAGAACAACAGGCAGAAGCAUGUCGAUUUGAGUGAUGGUGGAGGAGAAAAAUGGGUCAAAUAUUAUUCUUCACAUCAUCAAAUACUGUUGGUGGGUGAGGGUGAUUUCUCCUUCUCCCUUUGCUUGGCUCAAUCCUUUGGUUCAGCUUUCAACAUCGUUGCUUCUUCCCUUGACACCUAUGAUCAAGUUGUGAGGAAGUACAAGAAGGCGAUGUCAAAUUUGAUUGCCUUAACAAAAAUGGGAGCAUGUGUGUUGCAUGGAGUUGAUGCAACCCAAAUGAAAUUUCAUCCAUACUUGGAAAUGAGGAGAUUUGAUAGAAUUAUAUUCAACUUCCCUCAUGCAGGCUUUCAUGGCAAAGAAGACAACUUCUCCAUGAUUCAGAAACACAAGGACCUUGUACGUGGGUUCUUUAUGAAUGCAAGUAGCAUGCUGAGGUCCAAUGGUGAAAUUCAUGUUAAUCACAAGACCAACCCGCCAUUUGAUGCCUGGUGCAUACCGGAACUUGGGAUUCGAAGCUUUCUAUGGCCAAUUGGGUGUAUGGAAUUCAGGAAAGAAGAUUACCCGGGUUAUAAUAACAAGCGAGGUGACGGGACCAGGUGUGAUGAGCCUUUCCCCCUCGGUAAGUGCAGCACGUUCAAGUUUGCCUUGUUAACAAAGAAUGACUUCUACCCCACAAGCCAAACAAUUCUGAGUAAUCAUCACUACCCUCUGAUAAGCCUCAAUCCUCACUCACCACCGUCAGCAAUUAGUUGCAGAAAUGGACACCUUCCAAUGUUAGAAGGAGGAGGAGGCUACUUAAACGGUGGAAUAGAUUCUGGGAAGAGUGGUGAUAUUAUGUUAUGA
Neltuma alba is the source of this 918-nucleotide messenger RNA. Its product is annotated as heavy metal-associated isoprenylated plant protein 41-like. Gene Ontology annotation, biological process: rRNA base methylation. The record is from RefSeq and is a predicted model, not a curated record. Gene Ontology annotation, molecular function: rRNA (uridine-N3-)-methyltransferase activity. NCBI's taxonomy places the organism in Eukaryota, Viridiplantae, Streptophyta, Magnoliopsida, Fabales, Fabaceae. Bases 55 to 918 code for a protein of 287 amino acids. The transcript has 4 exons. Gene Ontology annotation, cellular component: cytoplasm.